Coregonus sp. 'balchen' is the source of this 27368-nucleotide messenger RNA. Lineage: Eukaryota; Metazoa; Chordata; Actinopteri; Salmoniformes; Salmonidae. The record is from the annotation of a GenBank genome assembly.
AUGCUUCCACAGGUGAGCCAAGGCGUGGGAUGAGGUGCAGUCGUUUAGGAUGUGCCUGAAGGAGGGUUAUCACCACGCUACCUCCUGUCUCUGACUCCCCCUGCUAGAAGAGCACACUACAAGACUGCAGGAACUCUGAGAAAACUGUGCACUCCAACUGGAAGGUAGGGGACGGCUUGGCUUGAUAGGGGGGUGUGUGUGUGUGUGUGUGGCGCUUUAACUCAAUUCAUUUUUGAGAACUCAAUGCACUUCAUCUGAACAUGCCCUUAAACCUGUGUAACUAUACAGUAUUAACUUAAACCUGUGUAACUAUACAGUAUUAACUUAAACCUGUGUAACUAUACAGUAUUAACUUAAACCUGUGUAACUAUACAGUAUUAGCUUAAACCUGUGUAACUAUACAGUAUUAACUUAAACCUGUAUAACUAUACAGUAUUAACUUAAACCUGUAUAACUAUACAGUAUUAACUUAAACCUGUGUAACUAUACAGUAUUAACUUAAACCUGUGUAACUAUACAGUAUUAGCUUAAACCUGCGUAACUAUACAGUAUUAACUUAAACCUGUGUAACUAUACAGUAUUAACUUAAACCUGUGUAACUAUACAGUAUUAACUUAAACCUGUGUAACUAUACAGUAUUAACUUAAACCUGUGUAACUAUACAGUAUUAACUUAAACCUGUGUAACUAUACAGUAUUAACUUAAACCUGUGUAACUAUACAGUAUUAACUUAAACCUGUGUAACUAUACAGUAUUAGCUUAAACCUGCGUAACUAUACAGUAUUAACUUAAACCUGUGUAACUAUACAGUAUUAACUUAAACCUGUGUAACUAUACAGUAUUAGCUUAAACCUGCGUAACUAUACUAUAGUCUCCUGAGUGGCGCCGCAUCGCAGUGCUAACUGUGCCACUAGAGAUCCUGGUUCGAAUCCAGGCUCUGUCGCAGCCGGCCGCGACCGGGAGACUCAUGGGCGGCGCACAAUUGGCCCAGCGUCGUCCAGGGUAGGGGAGGGAAUGGCCGGCAGGGAUGUAGCUCAGUUGAUAGAGCAUGGCGUUUGCAACGCCAGGGUUGUGUGUUCGUUUCCCACGGGGGGCCAGUAUAAAAAAAUAAAUAAAAAAUAUGUAUUCACUAACUGUAAGUCGCUCUGGAUAAGAGCGUCUGCUAAAUGACUAAAAUGUAAAAUGUAAAAUGAUAUACAGUAUUAACUGUAGUAACAACAUUGUAAUUACAUAGGGACGCCGAUAAACUAAACGUUUUACAUGUCUUCCUACUCCUAGAAUCGUGUUGAAUCAAUCAGCCAACUGCAGUAUGAGCUAGGGAAGGUGCUGUGUGACGUCAGUUCCUGUGACAGCUAUGUUGUUGCUGGGUAAGAUAUACAGUAAUAUAACCAGUUUUUAGUGUCGGAAGGGGCAAGCAGCUGUGUUGAUCAGCACGUUUUCAGCCCAAUGAAGGGAGAUCAAUAGACAUUGAGCUGCUGCUUUGACAUUGUACUAAAAGAGACCACCACGUGUCUUUGAACUUUUCACAUUCUUUUAAUUCAACCUGUUGUGAAAACACAAUAGACUUCAGUCUCUAUGUUAUGCCCCUUACUGCUACGGAUUCUCACUCUCACAUGAAGUAAGCUAUUUAAAUUCGACUGGGCCCGGUGUACCGUAGGAUGAUAGUGUGACUUGAGCUGCUGAAAUGAGUCUGUUAAAUGUUGUAUCAGGAGGCUGGGGCCCGCAGGGGGCGGUCUGAUUAAAUUCUCUAAUGGCCCCGGUGAACUCUGGCUGGGUCCCAAAUGGCACCCUAUUCCCUACAUACAGAGACAGAGGGCUGCCUACUGCAGCAAAUUGUAUUCACACCUAGAAUAUAAUUUAUUCCCCCUCAGGAGGCUGAAAAGAUUUGGCAUGGGCCCUUGGAUCCUCAAAAAGUUUUACACCAUCGAGAGCAUCUUGACUGGCUGCAUCACCGCUCGGUAUGGUAAAUGCACCGCCCUUGACCGCAAAGUGCUACAGAGGGUGGUGCGGACAGCCUAGUACAUCACUGGGGCCGAGCUCCGUGCCAUCCAGGACCUCUAUAUCAGGCGGUGCCAGAGGAAGGCUCGAUGAUGCAGCCACCCAAGCCAUAGACUGUUCACUCUGCUACCGUCCGGCAAAUGGUACCGGAGCAUCGGCAGCAUCGGCAGCAUCGGCUCUCGGACCAACAAGCCAUAAGACUGCUAAAUAGCCACCCUGCUAAAUAGUCAAUUAAUGGUACCCAACUAUCUAACUAUAUAUAUAUUUUUUUGAUUAGUCAUAUGCAUAGGGUCGCAGAUGUAAUUGCAGGGUACAGUGAAAUUCUUAAGCUCCGAGCUCCAUCAGUGCAGGUCAAAAAGAGAAGGGAAUGAAACCAUAAUACAAAUUAUAAUAAUAUAUAUUUAUACUGAACAAAAAUAUAAACGCAAUGUGCAACAAUUUCAACGAUUUUACUGAGUUACAGUUCAUAUAAGGAAAUCAGUCAAUUAAAAUAAUUAAAUUAGGCCCUAAUCUGUGGAUUUCACAAGACUGGGCAGUGGCGCAGCAUAGGUCCACCCACUUGGGAGCCAGGCCCAGCCAAUCAGAAUGAGUUUUUCCCCACAAAAGAGCUUAAUUACAGACAGAAAUACUCCUCCGUUUCAUCAGCUGUCCGGGUGGCUGGUCUCAGACGAUCCCACAGGUAAAGAAGCCGGAUGUAGAGGUCCUGGGCUAGCGUGGUUACACGUGGUCUGCGCUUGUGAGGCCGGUUGGACAUACUGCCAAAUUCUCUAAAAGCGAUGUUGGAAGCAGCUUAUGGUAGAGAAAUGAACAUUCAGUUCUCUGGCAACAGCUCUGGUGGACAUUCCUGCAGUCAGCAUGCCAAUUGCACGCUCCCUCAAAACUUUAGACAUUUGGGCAUUGUGUUGUGUGACAAAACUGCACAUUUUAGUGUGGCUUUUUAUUGUCCCCAAGACAAUGGGCACCUGUGUAAUGAUGAUGCUGCUUAAUCAGCUUCUAGAUAUGCCACACCUGUCAGGUGGAUGGAGUAUCUUGGCAAAUUUGAGAGAAAUAAGCUUUUUGUGCGUAUGGAACAUUUCUGGGAUCUUUUAUUUCAGGUCAUGAAACAUAGGACCAACACUUUACAUGUUACGUUGAUAUUUUUGUUAAGUAUAUAUAUUUACAACUGUAACAAUGGUAAAUCUCCAUUGAGGGGUGGGGGCAGGGUAAAUGUCCCCAAAGGAAUGUCCAUAGGGGGAGCAGCAGGGGGGGAAGUGAGAAGUGAAUGAAUCCAUAAUAAUAAUAUACACUAUGUAUACAAAAGUAUAUGGACACCCCUUCAAAUUAGCAAAUUCGGCUAUUUCAGCCACACCUGUUGCUGACAGAUGUGUAAAAUCGAGCACACCGCCAUGCAAUCUCCAUAGACAAACACUGGCAGUAGAAUGGCCUUACUGAAGAGCUCAGUGACGUUCAACGUGGCACCGUUAUAGGAUGCCACCUUUCCAACAAGUCAGUUAUGCAAAUUUCUGCCCUGCUAGAGCUGCCCCAGUCAACUAUAAGUGCUGUUAUUGUGAAGUGGAAACGUCUAGGAGCAACAACGGCUCAGCCAUGAAGUGGUAGGCUGCACAAGCUCACAGAACAGGACCGCCGAGUGCGGAAGCGCGUAGCGCAUCAAAAUUGUCUGUCCUCGGUUGCAACACUCACUACCGAGUUCCAAACUGCCUCUGGAAGCAACAUCAGCACAAUAACUGUUCGUAGGGAGCUUCAUGAAAUGGGUUUCCAUGGCCGGGCAGCCACACACAAGCCUAAGAUCACCGUGCACAUUACCAAGCAUUGGCUGGAGUGGUGUAAAGCUCGCCGCCAUUGGACUCUGGAGCAGUGGAAACGCGUUCUCAGAAGUGAUGAAUCACGCUUCACCAUCUGGCAGUCCGACGGACAAAUCUGGGUUUGGCGAAUGCUAGGAGAAGGCUACCUGCCCCAAUGCAUAGUGCCAACUGUUUGGUGGAGGAGGAAUAAUGGUCUCGGGCUGUUUUUCAUGUUUUGGUCUAGGCCCCUUAGUUCCAGUGAAGGGAAAUCUUAACGCUACAGAAUACAAUGACAUCUAGAUGAUUCUGUGGUUCCAUGUUUGGGGAAGGCCCUUUCUUGUUUCAGCAUGACAAUGCCCCUGUGCACAAAGCAAGGUCCAUACAGAAAUGGUUUGUUGAGAUCGGUGUGGAAGAACUUGACUGGCCUGCACAGAGCCCUGACCUCAACCCCAUUGAACACCUUUGGGGUGAAUUGGAACGCCGACUGCAUAUUAAUGCCCAUGAUUUUGGAAUGAGCUGUUCGACGAGCAGGUGUCCACCUACUUUUGGUCAUGUAGUGUAUAUACAGUGAGGGGAAAAAAGUAUUUGAUCCCCUGCUGAUUUUGUACGUUUGCCCACUGACAAAGACAUGAUCAGUCUAUAAUUUUAAUGGUAGGUUUAUUUGAACAGUGAGAGACAGAAUAACAACAAAAAAAUCCAGAAAAACGCAUGUCAAAAAUGUUAUAAAUUGAUUUGCAUUUUAAUGAGGGAAAUAAGUAUUUGACCCCACUGCAAAACAUGACUUAGUACUUGGUGGCAAAACCCUUGUUGGCAAUCACAGAGUUCAGACGUUUCUUGUAGUUGGCCACCAGGUUUGCACACAUCUCAGGAGGGAUUUUGUUCCACUCCUCUUUGCAGAUCUUCUCCAAGUCAUUAAGGUUUCGAGGCUGACGUUUGGCAACUCGAACCUUCAGCUCCCUCCACAGAUUUUCUAUGGGAUUAAGGUCUGGAGACUGGCUAGGCCACUCCAGGACCUUAAUGUGCUUAUUCUUGAGCCACUCCUUUGUUGCCUUGGCUGUGUGUUUUGGGUCAUUGUCAUGCUGGAAUACCCAUCCACGACCCAUUUUCAAUGCCCUGGCUGGGGGAAGGAGGUUCUCACCCAAGAUUUGACGGUACAUGGCCCCGUCCAUCAACCCUUUGAUGCGGUGAAAUUGUCCUGUCCCCUUAGCAGAAAAAUACCCCCAAAGCAUAAUGUUUCCACCUCCAUGUUUGAUGGUGGGGAUGGUGUUCUUGGGGUCAUAGGCAGCAUUCCUCCUCCUCCAAACACGGCGAGUUGAGAUGAUGCCAAAGAGCUCGAUUUUGGUCUCAUCUGACCACAACACUUUCACCCAGUUCUCCUCUGAAUCAUUCAGAUGUUCAUUGGCAAACUUCAGACGGCCCUGUAUAUGUGCUUUCUUGAGCAGGGGGAUCUUGCGGGCGCUGCAGGAUUUCAGUACUUCACGGCGUAGUGUGUUACCAAUUGUUUUCUUGGUGACUAUGGUCCCAGCUGCCUUGAGAUCAUUGACAAGAUCCUCCCGUGUAGUUCUGGGCUGAUUCCUCACCGUUCUCAUGAUCAUUGCAACUCCAUGAGAUGAGAUCUUGCAUGGAGCCCCAGGCCGAGGGAGAUUGACAGUUCUUUUGUGUUUCUUCCAUUUGCGAAUAAUCGUACCAACUCUUGUCACCUUCUCACCAAGCUGCUUGACGAUGGUCUUGUAGCCCAUUCCAGCCUUGUGUAGGUCUACAAUCUUGUCCCUUACAUCCUUGGAGAGCUCUUUGGUCUUGGCCAUGGUGGAGAGUUUGGAAUCUGAUGGAUUGAUUGCUUCUGUGGACAGGUGUCUUUUAUACAGGUAACAAGCUGAGAUUAGGAGCACUCCCUUUAAGAGUGUGCUCCUAAUCUCAGCUCGUUACCUGUAUAACAGACACCUAGGAGCCAGAAAUCUUUCUGAUUGAGAGGGGGUCAAAUACUUAUUUCCCUCACUGUACAUAUUUACAACUGUAACAAUGAUAUAUGUCCAUUUGGGACAAAUACCUCGUACUCCUCCACAUUGAUCUGGUACUGGUACUUCCUGUAUAUAGCUCCACAUUGAUCUGGUACUGGUACUCCCUGUAUAUAGCUCUAUUCUUGUGUAUUUUAUUUUAUUCCUCGUGUUACCAUUUUAUUAUUUUGAAACUCUGCAUCUUUGGGAAGGGCUCGUAAGCAAGCAUUUCACGGUAAAGUCUACACCAGUUGUAUUCAGCGUAUGUGGACAAAUAACAUUUGAUUUAAUAUGAUUUGGAUCACUAAGAUACUCAUUGUGGAGUUUAGCAUCACUAUGAAAACCUUGUUUAACCAGGGUUGAGUUUUAGUGGACAUUUUUAUUUUCCGCUGCUUUUUCUAGGCAAACGGAUAAAAUAUUUAUCUCACUUUUAUACAGUAUCUUGUAGAGGCACUGAUGAAGCAGAACUACAGGUUGUGCACUGAUCUUGCCUGAAAUUGAUCCAUCAAAAGUUUCAUGAUUUGGAAGAGGGAAAGUACCAGCUGAGGCAUGAAUUUCUCCUGUUGAUUCUUGGCUAAAGGACGAUGCACUAAUUAUGUUGAGUGUUGUUACCUUCCUGACAAACCAUAAUAUUUCAGAUGGAGUGUUUUAGCCUCGUUUCCUCUCUGUCUGUCUGUCUGUCUGUCCCAUUUCCUCAUGCUGGGAGACGGAUGCUCAGUGAAGUGGGUGAAGUGGUUUAAGUGAUUGUAGCAUGUAAAUUGGGGAGUGGAAGCUAGCUAUCUCACGAUCGUGUUUGUGCCACAGUGUCAUUGGUAGCUAGCUAGCUGAAAGGGUUUAUCUGGCAACCCAUUGGUGCCACUCUCAGUGUUUAUCUCUGUCUGCAACUCUCUCCAACAGCCCAACCCAGCACCAGUUCUGACCCACAUCCAGGCUCCAGCAGCGGAAAGGGUCUCCGUCCGUCUGAGGCAGCCCAGGGCAGCUGGUGCUGGGGUGGACCUGGGGUGGACCUGGAGUAGCUUGUCUCGUGGCUCGUCUCAGGCCGGCUUUGAGGAACUCAGCUGCCACCUCACCCACUCUGCAUGUCUACAAUUGACUGAGCUGCCAAUGGGAAACUUGGGAAACGUUUGGUGUUUCUAUGCAUGUGCACAGAGAGGACUGUAUAUGUGUAGAGCUAGGAUGAGCUAGCUAUAUCUGCUUAGAGCUACUGUAGGCCGUAACUGAUACCUGCCUUGUCCUCUUGAGCAGUAUACGUCAAUGCUUCGUAACAAGUGACUGUUUUAGGCUUCUAUUCACUUUGUGGCAAAUCUCUUUAAUGUUAAUAUCAUCGUGUUGUGUAAUGUUGUUUUCCGUCCCCCUAGGUACACGUCAGGGGAUGUGAGGCUGUGGGACACCCUCCACUGGGACUCUGCAGCCUCCUUCCUGAGGCCCAGCCCCCCUUGACUGCAGACCUCACCCCCAGACCUCAUGUCAGUCAUGUCCGGUGUGGCUUCCUAUGACGAUGGUGAGUGGGGGUCUUCAACUCUCCAGUCAACUAAGUGGCUAUUCCACUGGCUAGCCUUAUCCUUCCAGUCUAGGACAGUGAAAAAGAGUGCCACCUGUUGGUCGGUGGUCUCUGAAAGAAGUGCUGGUUUCAAUAGGUACAAUCACCCUGGUGUCUAUGUUCGAAGGUAAUGACCAGCAGGAGACUGAUGGACAGUUCACACUUUAUUACCAAGUUCCAUUAAGGAAGUUUUCACAUUUGUAAUUCGGUACCGUGGUGCAGUUCUCUGUAGCGUUUGUGGGAAUUGUACAGAAAACGUUUUGCUUUCACAAGACUUGAAAAUAUCAGUUUCAGGGUGCGAUUAGCAAGACACACAUUCUACGUUAGCAAGCUAGCUUGUUUACAAUGGGCAAAAGGUUCCACGUGACUCGUGCUGCCGCAUCACAAUACCUGGUACUCCGGUCCUGCUACUCAUACAGGUCCAGGAUUAGUUUCAGCCAGGGUCCGUUUGUGUUUCACACAUGCUUUGCACUGUAGAUCAGGGUACCAACCGCUCCAGGAUCCGGGUCAUACAGAAAUGUGUGAAAACGCCCUAAAGUGUAUGUACAUGUGGAUGGCCACACUGAGAAGUCUUUGGUUACAGGUUAACUGUGUAUUCUGCUCCUGUGUAGGCUGUGUGGAGCACAGAGACAGGACAGGAUCCCUGGGAGGGUCCACACCCUGGCUCUGAGCCUGGAGAGCCCCAUCUUGGCUACUGCUGCUGGGCUAGACGUCCGGUUGGACCAGCCUGAUGACGGGCUACUGGAGGAUCCUCUGCCAGGCCAUGCUGCCCAAACCUGUGAGUCUCUCUCUCAAUUCAAUUUCAAUUCAAAGGGCUUUAUUGGUAUGGGAAACAUAUGAUUACAUUGUCUCUCUCUCUCUCUCUCUCUCUCUCUCUCUCUCUCUCUCUCUCUCUCUCUCUCUCUCUCUCUCCUCUCUCUCUCUCUCUCUGAUUGGUCUGGAGAAGCACCAUCAGCUUGAUAAUUUUAAUUAGGUUUAUGAUAGAAUCCCCUGAUGCAAUGAUAGUGUGUCUACUUUGAUCCAGUCUGCUGUUGUGAUUUCUGAUAUUUUAAUUCCUCUAUCUGUCACAGUCAAUCCAUUAUGUACCAUAUUAGUUCACUAACAGUGCAACUGGACUUUUCAUAUGUGAGGUACUUUAGACUUCUCACUCCAUGUGACAGUAAUCAGCAGGCUGAAUACAUUUAUAACUUUCCUAACAGAGGCUCUGGUCACAGGUGGAGUCUAUGGUCCUGGUGCCAGUGGCCCCCUGGUGGCCCUCUCUGCUGGGGAGACAGUGUACCUGCUGGCCCCUGAGGACCUGGAGCCCUGAGUGUACCACACCGUCUACCCCAUCACCUGUCUGGACGCCUCGGUGACGCACGCUGCCCUGGGGGUCAAGAGCUGUGGCUGGGCCAUUAACGAUGGAGGCAACAAGGUGAAGCAACAUUGAAUUGAUUACAGUCUUUUGACAGGGUCGUAUUCAUUAGGGCAUUCAUUGAAAAUUAGGGUUUCUAAUGAAUGCAACCCAGGUGUUGUUUUUUCUCUACUGUACCUGGAGUUAGGAACAGGGUUACAUUGAGGUAGUUAUGCCAAAGCUAUGCACAAAGCCAAUACUGAAGCCCAAACCAUUAUUUUUCUGAGUGCUCAACACAUUUGGACAGCUACAAAUUGGCCAACCUUGAAUGUUUUUUCUUUUUUACUGAUAUAACUAUAGGGCUGAAUUUAAGCACAUGAACACACACACACACACACACACACACACACACACACACACAUCCACACACAUGCACACACACACACACGCACACACACACACAUGCACACACACACACACAUACAUACGUACACGCGUACUAAACAUGUUCAGUCUAUUUCCCAAAGUAUCUGCUGUUUGUAUAUACUGUAUUAAUGUGGUGUAUCUAAGGACCCUGCUACUAACUUAGCCCUCUGCAUAUUACAUAGCUGGGAAACAAAGUUUAUGUGGCUUUCUUUCAAGCAAGACGCAACAGCGAAGGUACAAUGGUGCGUACAGAGACCUCCACACACGUUGAGUUCUCCACAGCAGUGAAGUGAGCUGUAGCCUAUUAGCUGUUAGUGUUUCUUUUAGGCCUAAAAUUAAUUUGUUCAAAUGGGCAGAAUAUUAUACUGUACAGUGCAUUCUGAAAGUAUUCAAACCCCUUGACUUUUUCCACUUUUUGUUACAUUACAGCCUUAUUCUAGAAUGGAUUAAAUUGUUUUUUCCCCUCAUCAAUCUACACACAAUACCCCAUAAUGAUAAAGCAAAAACAGGUUUUAAGAAAUGUUUGCUAAUUAAAAAAAUAAAAUAAAUAAAAAGGAAAUAUUAUUCAGAACCUUUACUCAGCACUCUGUUGAAGCACCUUUGGCAGCGAUUACAGCCUUGAGUCUUCUUGGGUAUGAUGCUACAAUUUUGGCACACCUGUAUUUGGGGAGUUUCUCCCAUUCUUCUCUGCAGAUCCUCUCAAGCUCGGUCAGGUUGGAUGGGGAGCGUCGCUGCACAACUCUUUUCAGGUUUCUCCAGAGAUGUUCGUUCAGGUUCAAGUCCAAGCUCUGGCUGGGCCACUGAAGGACAUUCAGAGAAUUGUCCUGAAGCCACUCCUGCGUUGUCUUGGCUGUGUGCUUAGGGUCGUUGUCCUGUUGGAAGGGUGAACCUUCGCCCACAGUCUGAGGUCCUGAGUGCUCUGUAGCAGGUUUUAUCAAGGAUCUCUCUGUACUUUGCUCCGUUCAUCUUUCCCUCGAUCCUGACUUGUCUCCCAGUCCCUGCCGCUGAAAAACAUCCCCACAGCAUGAUGCUGCCACGACCAUGCUUCACUGUAGGGAUGGUAUUGGCCAGGUGAUGAGCAGUGCCUGGUUUCCUCCAGACGUGACGCUUGGCAUUCAGGCCAAAGAGUUCAAACUUGGUUUCAUCAGACCAGAGAAUCUUGUUUCUCAUGGUCUGAGAGUCCUUUAGGUGCCUUUUGGAAACUCCAAGUGGGCUGUCAUGUGCCUUUUACUGAGGAGUAGCUUCCGUCUGGCCACUCUACCAUAAAGGCCUGAUUGGUGGAGUGCUGCAGAGAUGGUGGUCCUUCUGGAAGGUUCUCCGAUCUCCACAGAGGAACUCUGGAGCUCUGACCAUCAGGUUCUUGGUCACCUCCCUGACCAAGGCCCGUCUCCCCCGAUUGCUCAGUUUGGCUGGGCGGCCAGCUCUAGGAAGUCUUGGUGGUUCCAAACUUCUUCCAUUUAAGAAUGAUGGAGGCCACUGUGUUCUUGGGGACAUUCAAUGCUGCAGACAUGUUUUGGUACCCUUCCCCAGAUCUGUGCCUUGACACAAUACUGUCUCAGAGCUCUAUGGACAAUUCCUUCUACCUCAUGGCUUGGUUUUUAAUCUGACAUACACUGUUAUUUGUGAGACCUUAUAUAGACAAGUGUGUGCCUUUCCCAAAUCAUGUCCAAUCAAUUGAAUUUACCACAGGUGGACUCCAAUCAAGUUGUAGAAACAUCUCAAGGAUGAUCAAUGGAAAUAGGAUGCACCUGAGCUCAAUUUCGAGUCUCAUAGCAAAGGGUCUGAAUACUUACGCUCCCAGUCAAAAGUUUGGACACACCUACUCAUUCAAGGGUUUUUCUUUAUUUUUACUCUUUUUUUAUAUUGUAGAAUAAUAGUGAAGACAUAAAACUAUGAAUUAACACAAAUGGAAUCAUGUAGUAAACAAAAAAGUGUUUUAUAUUUUAUAUUUGAGAUUCUUCAAAUAGCCACCCUUUGCCAUGAUGACAGCUUUGCACACUCUUGGUAUUCUCUCAACCAGAUUCAUGAGGUAGUCACCUGGAAUGCAUUUCAAUUAACAGGUGUGCCUUGUUAAAUGUUAAUUUGUGGAAUUUCUUUCCUUCUUAAUGCGUUUGAGCCAAUCAGUUGUGUUGUGACAAGGUAGGGGGGGUAUACAGAAGAUAGCCCUAUUUGGGUAAAAGACAAAGUCCAUAUUAUGGCAAAAACAGCUUAAAUAAGCAAAGAGAAACGACAGUCCAUCAUUACUUUAAGACAGGAAGGUCAGUCAAUACGGAAAAUGUCAUGAACUUUUAAAGUUUCUUCAAGUGCAGUUGCAAACACCAUCAAGUGCUAUGAUGAAACUGGCUCUCAUGUGGACCGCCACAGGACUGGAAGACCCAGAGUAACUUCUGCUGCAGAGGAUAAGUUCAUUAGAGUUACCAGUCUCAGAAAUUGCAGCCCAAAUAAAUGCUUCACAGAGUUCAAGUAACAGACACAUCUCAACAUCAACUGUUCAGAGGGGAAUAUGUGAAUCAGGCCUUCAUGGUCGAAUUGCUGCAAAUAAACCACUACUAAAGGACACCAAUAAGAAGAAGAGACCUGCUUGGGCCAAGAAACACGAGCAAUGGACAUUAGACCAGUGGAAAUGUGUCCUUUGGUCAGGAGUCCAAAUGGGAGAUUUUUGGUUCCAGGUGUGGGUGAACGGAUGAUCUCCGCAUGUGUAGUUCCCACCGUAAAGCAUGGAGGAGGAGGUGUUAUGGUGUGGGGGUGCUUUGCUGGUGCUGGUGAUUUAUUUAGAAUUCAAGGCACACUUAACCAGCAUGGCUACCACAGCAUUCUGCAGUGAUACGCCAUCCCAUCUGGUUUGGGCUAAGUGGGACUAUCAUUUGUUUUUCAACAGGACAAUGACCCAACACACCUCCAGGCUGUGUAAGGGCUAUUUUACCAAGAAGGAGAGUGAUGGAGUGCUGCAUCAGAUGACCUGGCCUCCACAAUCCCCCGACCUCAACCCAAUUGAGAUGGUUUGGGAUGACUUUUGAAUGGUACUGUAUGUAAAUAAGGUAUUUCAGUUUUUUUUAUUUUUAAUACAUUUGCAAACUUUUCUAAAAACCUUUUUUUUUUGCUUUGUCAUUGUUGGGUAUUGUGUGUAGAUAACAUUUUAGAAUAAGGCUGUAACGUAACAAAAUGUGGAAAAAGUGAAGGGGUCUGAAUACUUUCCGAAUGCACUGUAUAUAGCAUACAGAAAUUCGAUCAGUUAUAGGCUACAGUUCAGAUCUGGUAAAAGGCUGACAUUUGGUCAUUUCAAUUAAGCUAAAAAAAAUAGGUGAAACAUGGACACCAAAAUGUCUUUGUCGUGACAUUUCAUAACCUUAAAAGGAUCCAAAUUGGGCUUUAGUUGUAAAUCGGUGUCAUGCAUUUCGGUGUGUUUCAAGACAAAUAUUUGCAAGAUGUGGUUUUGUGACAAAAACCCUGUUUGAAAAACCGACUUAGUUAAACACCUCAGUCUGUCUUUCUCCUCUAAACGUUUAAUGUUUUGUUUAGGCACAGAUGCUGGUACUUAAGUAAUUAGUCGAGUGACUAAGGACCGGUCCCAAAUGGAGCCUCUCUCUGUUGGUUAGACAGGUCUUUGGCAGAGCUAUCCCACUGACAUCAUUACAAUGUUCUCAUUCCUGAUGAUGUUAUAUUAUCAGUAAAGCGCCACAUAGUGGCCUGGGAGAAAGUUUGAGAGUGAACUUUAUUUGAUUCACCGCAGAGUGGAGGAUGCAGAGCUACACGGGCCCCUGUAGCUCAGUUGGUAGAGCAUAACGUUUGCAACGCCAGGGUUGUGGGUUUGAUUCCCAUGGGGGGCCAGUAUGAAAAUAAAUAAAAAUAAAUGUAUGCACUCACUAACUGUAAGUCACUCUGGAUAAGAGCAUCUGCUAAAUGAUUAAAAUGUUAAAUGUAAAAUGUAAAUAACUUUGCUGCAGUGCUUCCUCUCAAGGUUACAGCUAAAGGAUUUUUAAAAAAUCUUGUAGAAUCAAUUGAGAUGUCAUAUAGCCUACCAGCUCCACAGGUCUUCAAUCUGACUAGGCAUACAUUUUGAUGUCUCACGUCCUGUCAAAAAUACUGUCACUUAGGCCUAUUUUUUUCAUAUGAAAUAUUCUAAGACAACGAACAUUGAGUUUUCUUUUGUUUCCUUUCUCCACUAGCUAGCUCAUCUUCUCUAGAUAAUGCCAAUUCAUGAUUAGCACGUUUUCCCUUCACUAAUUAAACUGAAGAAUUACAACUUUUAAUCAGCUUUAACAAGUCUAUCGGUUUCAUAGUGUUUCUGACAUCAUUUUCCUUCUGCGAAGAGGGAAGUAAGAAUUGCCAACAGACUCUGCUGAGGCAGAAUGUGUUAUGUGUUAUUUCAUGAGAAGACAUAUGCCUAAUUAAAAGCUGUGAAAAGAAUGGAGGUGGCAUCCAGACAUUUUCACUCUCUCUCUUCACACCGAGGAGUUGAGUCAUAACUAGGACUUGUUGCUUUUCCAGCUACAUGUUUUAGAGGUAUUAUGACAUGAAUGGUCUUUGUAAUGGAUCCUGUCUGUCUGUCUGUCUGUGUCUCUCUCUCUCUCUGUCUGUGACUGUCUAUCUGUGUCUGUCUCUCUCUCGGUGUCUGUCUGUGUCUGUCUGUCUGUGUGUGUCUCUCUCUCUGUCUGUGACUGUCUAUCUGUGUCUGUCUCUCUCUCGGUGUCUGUCUGUCUGUCUGUCUGUCUGUCUGUCUGUCUGUCUGUCUGUCUGUGUCUGUCUGUCUGUGUGUGUCUCUCUGUCUGUCUGUCUGCUCCUGUGUACGGUAUGUUGCUAAGUGUCUACAAGUCUCAUGUAUUUAUCUGUCUUGUUCAUGUCUUUGUUUAUUGGCCUAUCUCUCUGGUGCCUGUGAGAGUCGGCUAGAGUGAGCUAGUGAGUCAGUCUCCCUCACCUCUGGACCUGCACCCUCCUUCCCUUCCCCUCCCCACCCCAACUCCUCCCAUCCCUCUCUCCCCUCCUCCGCCAGUGGACUUGGGGGGGUCUAGACAUCUGCUCAGUGCUGUGCUGGACUCCUGUUACCCUUUACCCUGUUACCCUGUUACCCUGUACCCUGUUACCCUGUUACCCUGUUACCCUGUACCCUGUUACCCUGUACCCUGUUACCCUGUACCCUGUUACCCUAUACCCUGUAUCCUGUUACCCUGUACCCUGUACCCUGUUACCCUGUACCCGCCGCCCCCAUAGGUUACACACAACACAUCCAUAACAUAGAUUUGUUCAGUGAAAAGUGUGGCAUGUUCCGUUAGGAUCAAUUCGUCGUUUAGGAUCAACGGUCUUGAUUAACUUCUGACAGGUCUGAGUUGCUUUGAAUGUUUAUCUUCAAACUCUGUGAGUUUAUAUUGACUGUAUUCAUGUCAGUGUUUGUUCACAUUGGAUCUAUAAGUCAGGUCUACAUGUGCUUUAAAAGCAUUAACCUACCUGACAGCUGAAAGUCAAGUGUAAUAACAAUGCAACAUGAACUCAACAGACUGCAUCAUUUGACAAUCGUUUAGUGACAUUUGUCUUCAUUUACUUAACAGAGGAACUCGUGAAGGCAGCGAUUUAGGACAAAUUAUAGAUUAUUAUUUUAUUUUUGCUCAAACUAUCUCUCCAGGAAUCCAGCAGCCACAUUAACACGAUGACUCUGCUGUAGCCAAAGCCAUGAUGCCUUUCAUCAAAGCAUGCUGAGGUGCUCCCUAAACUGUUUCCAUAUUAGCGUCAAACUGUCUCUAUGCUCGUUUUCACUGACAGCUCCUCCACAUAAUAGCUGGAUUGGGCUGCUUUUUAAUCAAAUCCCCUCCCCCCAAACUGAGAUGAUUCAUCGAAAAAAAGACAAGCAGACAUCCCCCUCCUGGAAACUCUGGAAACUUCCUCUGAUCACACAGCCCUUCCUCAUCCAAAGAGGCAGCUCCCUCGAUCCUUCCCUCUCUCCGCAGUCCCCCCAUCUUUCCGAAAGUCGAGAUAAGGAAAGAGAAGCGAAGAGAAGUCGCAGGUUUUGGGAAUCUAGAAUGUAAAUCUAGAAGGUCUCUAAGUCCUCUCCUCUCUCUCCUCUCCUCUCAGCCAUCUCCUCCUCUCUUCCUCUCGCUCCUCUCUCCAUCCAUCUCUCUCCUCUCCUCUCCUCCUCUCCUCUCCUCUCUUUCCACCUUUCUCCUCCUCUCCUAUCCCCCUUCCCAAAUCCCGUCAAGCUGUCAUUUCAAAGUCCUGUGUGUGUGUUUGUUUGUAUGUGUGUGAGUGUGUCCGGUGUUUGUGUGUGUGUGUGUGUGUGUGUGUGUGUGUGUGUGAGUGUGUCCUGUGUGCGAUUUUGGCUUGCUCCGCUCGGGGCCAGCUCACAUUAAGGCUGCCUGGCCCAAAUAGGAGACACAAAACAGUUGGCAUCUUCUCAAGCCUUACAUCAUGCUGCCUGCUCCCUCUCCCCGAUCUCUCUCUUCUCUUCCCCCUCUCGCUCGCUCGCUCCCCCCUCUUCUCUUUUCUCUCAUCCUUUGUUUAAUGUCUUUAUCUAUCAUUCCCCAUUCUGUCUGAACGUUGGCUAGUUUGUUUAGUUUUGCUUUGAAAGAGAACAGCUCCAGCCACUAAUUGACCAAUUAUAACAGCCAGAUUACAUCAUUUAAAUAACAUUUGAAAAGGUUUUUGUUAUGGAGCUGGAGGGAACACAAUUAAUAAUUAUCUUUGAAUUAAUAUUGAUAUGCUUGUUGGUCAAUUUCCUUCCUAUCAUAUUCAAACCUUUUUGUUAAUUAAGCUUUACAACACUGUAUUCAUAGCCCUUUUGUUAAGAAAAUGUAGUGUUUAUAAUUACUGACAACCAUUUUAUUUCAUUUAGAUUCUGUUAAUUUCCCUACAUGUCAGCUGAAAACUGUAGUCCAGCAUCUGUUACGAAGCAUGGUCUGCUGCCUGCUUGUUAACAGCACAGAGAUUCAUUCCUGUGUAAAAGCGAGGCAAUGGAAAGUGUUGUGAUGAGUCUCGGAGCUCAGACAGACAGAGACAGUGUGUGUGUGUGUGUGUGUGUGUGUGUGUGAGACUAGAAAUUUGUGAGGAUCAACAUCUGUCUUUACUGCUUUAGGUCUGAUGCUGCUGCUAAAUGUAGAGUACAUCAUGAGGACGUUUUACACUCUGCUCAAUCUGCUCAUAUCCAGGUGUUCUCUAACUCCUGCUGCAGUGUUCAGGGAUCAAAUCAAAAUCAAAUCAAAUCAAAUGUUAUUUGCCACAUGCGCCAAAUACAACAGGUGUAGACAUUACCGUGAAAUGCUUACUUACAGCCCUUAACCAAUAAUGCAUUUAUUUUUUAAUAAAAAAAGUAACAUAAAACAACAACAACAAAAAAGUGAGCAGAAGUAAAAUAAAAUAACAGUAUGAAUACAUCUGUCUGUAGAAACAGCAUCCAUCACCAAAUAUCUAUUUUUCUAUGUGUUGCCUCUGUUUAUAUUCAGGUGCAGAAUAAUUUUUGCCCAAGUAGCCAGUGAAGGAGUCUAACUCUCUGUGUGUUAUUGUGUUCAGAUCCAGGUGUACAGCUUAGAAACAGGCCAGUCUGAGGUGGUUGUGGGAAACUCAGCAGGAGACUUCUCCUGUGUCAACCUGAGAGACAGCCCCCCUCACCUGAUGGUGUGUGGAAACAAAGACGGGAGGUACGGGACCCAAUGUGUCAUUACACCUGCUGCGUGUACACACACAAUGCCACACACACACACACACGCACUACUAUGGUGUUAAAAUCUGUCACACACACAUUAUUUUUGCCUGUCAGAUUUUAGCACCACAGUAGUACCAGAUUAGAUCCAGUGGCUCCCUUGGGUACACCUGCUGGGCUCUAGUCAGAAACAAACCUAUUUAUCACAAUACAAUAUUCCUCAACACACAAUCACAAUGGAUUAAGAACAUUGGAAUGUGGAGGUACAAACAGAAUACUUGCAGCCGGGAGGAUCAGGUGUUUGGAAAAUUGCAAAAAGAAAAGCAAUUUUCUUCGCACCUUCGCUGGCAGAAAUAAAACAGAUUUUAUAAGAGGGAGCUACGUGGGUCAGCGGAAUGUUAUCUGCAGCCUGGGGGUAUUUGUGAGGGAGACAACGGGAGGCAGAUGCUGGCAGCCUUCACACUGCUGUCCUGUAGUCUCGCCAUUCAGACGCUAAAACACACACACAUGCGCUGCAUCUGCAACCUGGCUCUCCGAAUGGGGGAAAGAAACAAACAAAAAAAGGCAUUUUCAUCUGCAUUUGUCCCUGACAGCAGGGCAGGAGUUGGUAGGUAAAAUAAAGAAAAAAGUAUUGGCAGAAUCCUUACCAAUCAAACUCCUGCUAUGGGUUUCCUACCAAAUUCAUCAGGCUUUAAGUAGACAGCCAAAUGCAGACAAAGCCCAGGCAACUCUGUCUCAUUGUGCAUAGCCGGUCUUUUAAAGGUGGGAGCCCCAGCUCACCUGCAACAACAGCCAACUCCCCCUUAAGUAGCCUUGUAUGUAGUCAGUCCCUCCCCCUUAAGUAGUCUUGUAUGUAGUCAGACCCUCCCCCUUAAGUAGUAUUGUAUGUAGUCAUUCCCUCCCCCUUAAAUAGUAUUGUAUGUAGUCAGUCCCUCCCCCUUAAGUAGUCUUGAAUGUAGUCAGUCCCUCCCCCUUAAGUAGUGUUGUAUGUAGUGAGUCCCCCUUAAGUAGUCUUGUAUGUAGACAAUCCCUCACCCUUAAGUAGUCUUGUAUGUAGUCAGACCCUCCCCCUUAAAUAGUCUUGUAUGUAGUCAAUCCCUCCCCCUUAAGUAGUCUUGUAUGUAGUCAGAACCUCCCCCUUAAGUAGUCUUGUAUGUAGUCAAUCCCUCCCCCUUAAGUAGUCUUGUAUGUAGUCAGACCCUCCCCCUUAAGUAGUCUUGUAUGUAGUCAAUCCCUCCCCCUUAAGUACUGUUGUAUGUAGUGAGUCCCUCCCCCUUAAGUAGUCUUGUAUGUAGUCAAUCCCUCCCCCUUAAGUAGUCUUGUAUGUUGUCAGACCCUCCCCCUUAAAUAGUAUUUUAUGUAGUCAAUCCCUCCCCCUUAAGUAGUCAUGUAUGUAGUCAGAUUCUCCCCCUUAAGUAGUCUUGUAUGUAGUCGGUGUAAUGAAUACUCAGGGAGAAAAAGGUAUAGAUUCACGCGCAGAGCGCGGCAGGUGUUUAUUUCACCUUCGCAGAAGGCAGGAAUCAUGGUCACAGGCAGGCAAUGGUCAUACACAGGUAGGUAAACAGGCAGGAGAAACAAAACUAGGACUGAAGGCUAAAACUUGUUCUCACAAACGAGCUAGGAAAAGGCUUAGUAGAAUCAAAAUGAACAAUACCUCACAAGGCACAAACAGAAAGAACUGAACUAAAUAAGGAGCUGAUGAGAAACUAACACAGGUGAAAUCAAUGAACAAAAAUGAAAGACAGGGCUAUGUUCAAGUUCUGAGCAUAUUCGGUCCAGGCCAUAUACCGACUCCAGUCGUGUGGAGAGGCAGAACAUUGUUGGCCGAGGCACUUUCCUAUUUCUUGGUUCAGGAGAGGCUGAGGGCGACCCCCAGUCGGUCACAGAAGGCUCGCCACACCCGGGAGACAAACUGGGGCCCGCGGUCAGAGACGAUGUCCUCUGGAAUCCCAUACAGACGGAACACCUGUUGGAACAUACACUCAGCCAAUUCCAUGGCGUUAGGUAAAUGAGGAAGAGGAACCAGACGACACAUUUUUGAAAAAUGGUCUACUAUGACAAGGAUGGUGGUGUUACCAGAGGAUUCUGGAAGGUCUGUGAUGAAGUCAACAGCUAUGUGGGACCAGGGUCUGUGAGGGAUUGACAAAGGUUGAAGCUUACUGGAAGGGAGAUGACGAGGGCUUUUGGUUUGGGCGCAGACUGGACAGGAGAGUACGUAAUCCCUGACGUUGGAUGCCAGUGAGGACCACCAGAAUUUACGUGCUAGAAGUUCGGUGGUUCUUGUAAUGCCCGGAUGUCCUGACCCCAAGGACGUGUGACACCAUUGCAUCAGUUGGGGUCUAACAGCUGCUGGUACGUAACUCUUCCCUGCUGGGGUCUCAGAAGGAGCCGGGUCUAAGGUUAGGGCUUCUUGUAUGGCACAGUGAACCUCCCACUGUACCGGUCCCAUAAUGCAAGAGGAAGGAAGAAUGGGUGUAGGGUCUGAGUUACUGGUCGGAAGGUCAAACUGGUGGGAGAGAGCAUCAGCUUUUACGUUUUUCUUUCCAGGGAUGUAUGUAACAUGAAAAUGGAAGCAUGUGAAGAAGAGAGCCCAGCGGGCUUGUCUGGAGUUUAACAUCUUGGCCCCUCUGAUAUAUUCCAGAUUAUGAUGAUCUGUUAGGACGAGAAAAGGGAUGUUGUGCGCCCUCCAACCAGUGGCGCCACUCCUCGAGGGCCAACUUGAUGGUGAGGAGUUCUCUGUUCACCACACCGUAAUUCCUCUCAGCGGGGGAUAACUUCCUGGAGAAGAAGGUACAAGGAUGUGAUUUUGGAGGUGUUCCCACCCACUGAGAGAGUAUGGCUCCUACUCCUACUUCGGAGGCAUCCACCUCCAGGGUGGAAGGAACGGUCGGAUCAGGUUGGCGAAGGACAGGAGCUGAGGUAAAGAGGCGUUUCAAGGUGUUGAAAGCAGUCAGGGCGGUAUCAGUCCAUUGAAGGGUCCGGGUAUUUUGGCUGGUAAGGGCAGUGAGGGGAGCGGCAGUAGAACUGAAGUUCCGAAUGAACCGGCGAUAGAAGUUGGAGAACCCAAUGAAACAUUGGAGUUCAUUAACGGUGGUGGGUUUGGGCCAGUUACUGACAGCGGUGACUUUGUUCUCAUCCAUGCUGACCCCUCCAGGUGUCAGUACGAAACCGAGGAAGUUUACUGAGGUUACAUGGAAGGUGCUCUUUUCAGUCUUCACAUAAAGGUUAUGGUCAAGGAGCCAUUGAAGAACCCUUUGUACAUGCUGUAUGUGUUCCUUCAGGGAGUGGGAGUAAAUCAGGAUGUCAUCAAUGUAGACGAUGAGAAAGCGGUUGAUCAUAUCCUGGAAAACCUCGUUCCUAAAGGAUUGGAAGACGGCGGGGGCGUUAGUAAGGCCGUAGGGCAUGACCGGGUAUUCGUGGUGCCCUCGUGCGGUGAUAAAGGCCGUCUUCCAUUCGUCGCCUUCACGUAUAUGGACAAGGUUAUAAGCACUCCGCAGGUAGAGUUUUGUAUAGAUGUUGGCGUGGCCCACUUGUUCAAGGGUCGCUGGGAUCAGAGGAAGAGGGAAACGGUUCUUGACCGUAACAUCAUUCAGGGAACGGUAAUCAAUACAUGGACGAAGACCACCGUCCUUUUUUUCCAACGAAGAAGAAGCUGGACGUAGCUGGGGAAGAAGAAGGACGAAUUAAACCGUUUUCGAGUACUUCAUCAAUGGAGUUCUCCAUUGCCUCAUUUUCCAGGAUAGAUGGGGGGUAAACACGGCCCUUCGGUAGGGACACUCCAGGGAGUAAGUCAAUAGCACAGUCCCCUGGGCGAUGUGGUGGCAGAGUGGAGGCCUUGAUUUUGCUGAAGACAUGGCUGUACAGGGCGUAUUCAGAUGGUAUGGUGGGUGGCACUGCAGAGGCAGAGUCCUCAAUGGUGGUGGCUCUGCAAGGUAGGCUGAAACAACUGGUGAAGCAAGUAGAAGACCAGGACAGUAGUUCACCUUGUCGCCACGAGAUGGCAGGGUCGUGACGACAAAGCCAGGGGUGUCCGAGGAUGAGUGGCUGUUUGGGGGAUGAGAGUUCCAUGAGUUGAAUGGUUUCAGUGUUGAAGACUCCAAUCUGGAGGUUAACGCUCUGUGUCAGGUGUGUAUGAAGCCCGUGCCCAAUGGUUGCCCGUCCAGGGUGUUAAUCCUUAAGGGAGGGUGACAGGUGUAAGAUCAAUGUCAAGCUCUUGUACUAGCUGGUGAUCGAUGAAACUACCUGCUGCUCCCGAAUCUAUCAAGCCCGCUAUGUACUUCGUUAACCCCCUUCACGGUUAUCAAUACUGGGAUGGAGAAUUGCUUCUGGGAGAUAUUUAGACAUUCGGACCCGCCUACCUGCAUGGCAGCGGAGGGACCCUUCUCAUCCCUCCGUGGGGGGCGAACAGGCAAUGGCUGAGUAGAUGAUCUUCCCCUCCACAGUAUAGGCAGAGCCCUUCUUGGAUCCGACUUUGAUGUUCGAUACACGGGAGAGGAGCAUGACCCAACUGCAUGGGCUCUGGAAGACUCGGACAGGAUGACAGAAUCAUGGAAAGAGAAGGUUUUGGGUUCCUGGGCGGCAGAGUUCUUCGGCAGUCGGCGAUGAGUUGGUCGAUGGAGAUGGACAUACGAAUGUAUUGAUUUAAAUCCUGAAGGUCACCUCUACAGGCCAGCUCCGCCUGAAGUUCCCUGUUGAGCCCUCUUCGGUAGACAGUAAGUAAAGCAGCCUCACUCCAUCCACUCCCUGCAGCCAUGGUGCGGAACUCGAGGGCAUACUUGGCAGCUGAAUUGCGUCCUUGUUGAAGGUCUAUUAGGAGGUCCCCGAUAGGACGAACGGAAGGAGAGUGAUCGAAUACCUCUUUGAAGAGGGUGUGGAAAUGGGUCUCGGAUCUGAGUUCUGUGCUUUUGGCAGUCCAUAUGGCAGUGGCCCAAUCCAGGGCUUUGCCUGUGAGUAGAGACACAACAAAAUCCACCCUGCUCUUGUCGGUGGCAAAGUUAGUGGGGUUGUGCUCUACGUAUUUGCUGCAUUGCAUCAGAAAUCCCUGAAAUUUCCCAGGUGAACCGUCAUAUUUUCCAGGCAUGGAUAUGAAUGAAGGAGGGCUAUGGGUUACGAUACCUGGCAUCGGAGGAGUAGGGAUAGGCUGGCGGAGAAGAUGGCCGAUUACCUCCAUACGCUCCUCUUGCCGGGUUAGGCGCCACUGUAGCUCCGCUGAAUCCAUUCCGUUUUUGGUGAGGUAUUCUGUAAUUAAUACUCAGAGAGAAAAAGGUAUAGAUUCACGGGCAGAGCGCGGCAGGUGUUUAUUACACCUUCGCAGAAGGCAGGAAUCGUGGUCACAGGCAGGCAAUGGUCAUACACAGGUAGGCAAACAGGCAGGAGAAACAAAACUAGGACUGAAAGUUAAAACUGGUUCUCACAAACGAGCUAUGAAAAGCCUUAGUAGAAUCAAAAUGAACAAUACCUCACAAGGCACAAACAGAAAGAACUGAACUAAUUAAGGAGCUGAUGAGACCAGGAGAGUAACUAACACAGGUGAAAUCAAUAAACAAAAAUGAAAGACAGGGCUAUGUUCAAGAACACAAAGAAACAGGGCUACGUUACAUUUACAUUUACAUUUUAGUCAUUUAGCAGACGCUCUUAUCCAGAGCGACUUACAGGAGCAAUUAGGGUUAAGUGCCUUGCUCAAGGGCACAUUAACGUCAUUUAGCAGACGCUCUUAGCCAGAGCGACUCGCAAAUUGGUGCGUUCACCCUAUAGCCAGUGGGAUAACCACUUUACAAUUUGGGGGGGGGGGGGUUAGAAGGAACACUUUAUCCUAUCCCAGGUAUUCCUUAAAGAGGUGGGGUUUCAAAUGUCUCCGGAAGGUGGUGAGUGACUCCGCUGUCCUGGCGUCGUGAGGGAGCUUGUUCCACCAUUGGGGUGCCAGAGCAGCGAACAGUUUUGACUGGGCUGAGCGGGAGCUAUGCUUCCGCAGAGGAAGGGGAGCCAGCAGGCCAGAGGUGGAUGAACGCAAUGCCCUCGUUUGGGUGUAGGGACUGAUCAGAGCCUGAAGGUACAGAGGUGCCGUUCCCCUCACUGCUCCAUAGGCAAGCACCAUGGUCUUGUAGCGGAUGCGAGCUUCAACUGGAAGCCAGUGGAGUGUGCGGAGGAGGGGGGUGACGUGAGAGAACUUGGGAAGGUUGAACACCAGACGGGCUGCGGCAUUCUGGAUGAGUUGUAGGGGUUUAAUGGCACAGGCAGGGAGGCCAGCCAACAGCGAGUUGCAGUAGUCCAGACGGGAGAUGACAAGUGCAAGAACACAAGGUGAACUAAGAAAAUAAAUACAGAACCUUACAGUCCCUCUAAUGUAGUAGUCUUGUAUGUAGUCAGUCUCUCUGAUGUAGUAGUCUUGUAUGUAGUCAGUCUCUCUGAUGUAGUAGUCUUGUAUGUAGUCAGUCUCUCUGAUGUAGUAGUCUUGUAUGUAGUCAGUCUCUCUGAUGUAGUAGUCUUGUAUGUAGUCAGUCUCUCUGAUGUAGUAGUCUUGUAUGUAGUCAGUCUCUCUGAUGUAGUAGUCUUGUAUGUAGUCAGUCUCUUGAUGUAGUAGUCUUGUAUGUAGUCAGUCUCUGAUGUAGUAGUCUUGUAUGUAGUCAGUCUCUGAUGUAGUAGUCUAGUAUGUAUUCAGUCAACUUGGUUGUGACAGUUUGGCCCCUGUCUGAUGUGCUGUGGGGGACUAGGGGCAGGAGUCUGCUCUGGCUGUCCGUCAGGGUGGCCAAAGGCCAGGGCCUAAUGCACAUCUUCUUCCUCUCCAUCUCCCUUCUCCUCCUCUCUAAAUUGGUUGCUCUCUCACUCUUUUUCUGGAGUUUCCAGGGAGCAAACGAGGGUCCUGAUUAGACCGGGGCUGUCUGGAAUACUGCCCAGGCAUCGUCUGAACAAACAGGAAGGAUUGUGGGGGGGCGGGAGAGAGAUGGGGACAGAGAGAGAGAGAGCCAUGGUCGUGCCCAGUGGUCCUGUGCCAGUAGGAAAUAUCAAACCACAACCCUAAAACAAAGAAAAAUAUCCUGUGCUUUGUCUCCUCUAGUAGGCUUUCUGUUUCAUGGCAGUCUGUUAAAAUGUUCAAUAGUCUAGUUUUCAACUUACCUUUAAUGACCUCAACUGAUGUUAAGAUAACAUGUUACAGUAUUUGAGUGUCCACGGUACGAUGAUGUAAUCCCAAUCUGGUUUGUACAGCUCCACUCUCACAUUGCUGUGUCUUCUAGUAGAAAACAAGGAUCAUGAUGAUUGAUGUGUAGUAGCGUGUUCACUGGCAGCUCAGGGAAGACAGGGGCACAGUCCAAACAGACUGCCGGACAGUAACUUUUAAUCCCCUUUGCUAAAUCGCCCAUGAAACAACACCACUCAGCAGCCACGACCACGGUUGCAUCUCAAAUGGCACCCUAUUCCCUACAUAGUGCACUACUUUUCACCAGGGCCCAUAGUGCUCUGAACAAAAGUAGUGUACUAGGUAGGGAAUAGGGUGCCUGUUGGGACAAAGCCCAUGUCUCGCCAUAUGUCUUAGUUACAACACUAAUGCCCAUUUAGCUAUGCAACCCUGAUUCAUUUAAUUUCUUGAAGCGGAAAUUUAAUCUGUUCACCCCCCAAAUAAAUUAGAUUUGGUGUAUGAACUUUUGGAAAGCUUUUAGCAUGGACUCAUCCUCUGGCUGCUGCUGGGGACCCAAUAAACUAAAGCAGUGAUGAACAGAUGGAGCUGAGGUCCAUGGGGCAUGUGUGGCUCGUCAAACCAGACCCAAGAAUCCUCCUCUUAGUUGUAUUAAUGUUACAGCACUGCCAUAAUGUGUCCCAAAUGGCACCCUAUUCCCUAUAUAGUGCACUACUUUUAACCAGGCCCCAUAUGGCUCUGGUCAAAAGAAGUGCACUAUAUAGGGAAUAGGGUGCCAUUUGGGACCGAUAUCAUGUUUAAUCAGUUCAAAACACCUCGAUUUUUGUAGCUUUGAGUGAAUUAGUGUUAUUGGUGCCUAAAGUAAUUAAAUGUUUGUUUAUAAGAGGGCUAAAGCAGAUUAAAACCCCUCAAUGCCACCUGCUGUUACUGUUUCUACCUGUCUUUGUUGAUGUGAUCUUCUCUGAUCAUCUCUUACUGUUCUCUGUUGUUUCUCUCUGUAAUGUAUUGUUCUGAGGCACAACAGUUGCUCUGGUAACCUAAUAUGUAGCCUGAGUGCCAGUCUGUUUGUGCUGUAACGCCAACUCCUUAUCACUCAUCACCAUGGCUUGACAUUGACAGCAAUAGAAGUGGGAAGACCACACCCCGAUCUGGGUCCAGGCUAGAAAAAGAUGCAUCCUUUCAUAUCUUUAGUAGUUCACCGAAUCAAGUAUCUUUGUCUGAUCUACUUCCUGUAUCAUCACUUCCUGUGAUGAAAUGACAACUUCCUCUCGCUGUGUUCCGUUUCAGGGUGAGGGUGUUUGACCUGCGCACCGGCUCCUCUGUGACAUCACUGUACGCCCACCACAUGGGCGUGACCUCCGUGCAGGCAGACGAUUGGAAGAUUGUGAGCGGCAGAGGCGAGGGAUUGGUCUGCGUCUGGGAGAUGAGGAUGGGAGCCAAACUGUGGUAUUUGCAACAGGUGGGACAAGAGAGUUCUUUCUCUUGGUUGUUUAGUGUGGAUCUGUUGAUCUGUUGAUACAUCUAUUUAUUAGUGCCACAAAAGGCAGGUAGAGUACUGACAUAUGCUAUUCUGGACUUAUUCAUAUACUCAUUUACAGUUGAAAUCGGAAGUUUACAUAUACCGUAGCCAAAUACAUUUAAACUCAGUUUUUCACAAUUCCUGACAUUUAAUCCUAGUAAAAAUUCGCUGUCUUAGGUCAGUUAGGAUCACCACUUUAUUUUAUGAAUGUGAAAUGUCAAAAUAAUAGUAGAGAGAAUGAUUUAUUUCAGGUUUUAUUUCUUUCAUCACAUUCCCAGUGGGUCAGAAGUUUACAUACACUCAAUUAGUAUUUUGUAGCAUUGCCUUUAAAUUGUUUAACUUGAGUCAAACGUUUUGGGUAGCCUUCCACAAGGUGAAUUUUGGCCCAUUCCUCCUGACAGAGCUGGUGUAACUGAGUCAGGUUUGUAGGCCUCCUUGCUCGCACACGCUUUUUCAGUUCUGCCCACAAAUAUUCUAUAGGAUUGAGGUCAGGGCUUUGUGAUGGCCACUCCAAUACCUUGACUUUGUUGUCCUUAAGCCAUUUUGCCACAACUUUGGAAGUAUGCUUGGGGUCAUUGUCCAUUUGGAAGACCCAUUUGCGACCAAGCUUUAACUUCCUGACUGAUGUCUUGAGAUGUUGCUUCAAUAUAUCCACAUAAUUUUCCUUCCUCAUGAUGCCAUCUAUUUUGUGAAGUGCACCAGUUCCUCCUGCAGCAAAGCACCCCCACAGCAUGAUGCUGCCACCCCCAUGCUUCAUAUUUGGGAUGGUGUUCUUCGGCUUGCAACACCCCCUUUUUCCUCCAAACAUAACAAUGGUCAUUAUGGCCAAACAGUUUUAUUUUUGUUUCUUCAGACCAGAGGACAUUUCUCCAAAAAGUACGAUCUUUGUCCCCAUGUGCAGUUGCAAACCGUAGUCUGGCUUUUUUAUGGCGGUUUUGGAGCAGUGGCUUCUUCCUUGCUGAGCGGCCUUUCAGGUUAUGUCGAUAUAGGACUUGUUUUACUGUGGAUAUAGAUAAUUUUGUACCUGUUUCCUCCAGCAUCUUCACAAGGUCCUUUGCUGCUGUUCUGGGAUUGAUUUGCACGUUUCGCACCAAAGUACGUUAAUCUCCAGGAGACAGAACGCGUCUCCUUCCUGAGCGGUAUGACGGCUGCAUGGUCCCAUGGUGUUUAUACUUGCAUACUAUUGUUUGCACAGAUGAACGUGGUACCUUCAGGCAUUUGGAAAUUGCUCUCAAGAAUGAACCAGACUUGUGGAGGUCUACAAUUUUCUUUUUGAGGUCUUGGCUGAUUUCUUUUGAUUUUCCCAUGAUGUCAAGCAAAGAGGCACUGAGUUUGAAGGUAGGCCUUGAAAUACAUCCACAGGUUAGUGUUAGGGUUAUCCUCCGAUUGACUCAAAUGAUGUAAAUUAGCCUAUCAGAAGCUUCUAAAGCCAUGACAUCAUUUUCUGGAAUUUUCUAAGCUGUUUAAAGGCACAGUAAACUUCUGACCCACUGUUAAAUAAGUUAAAUAAUCUGUUUGUAAACAAUUGUUGGAAAAAUUACUUGUGUCAUGCACAAAGUAGAUGUCCUAACCGACUUGCCAAAACUAUAGUUUGUUAACAAGAAAUUUGUAGAGUGGUUGAAAAACAAGUUUUAAUGACUCCAACCUAAGUGUAUGUAAACUUCCGACUUCAACUGUAUGUGUCCUGUGGUUCCUGUCACUUGUAUGCAUUGCUAAAAUAUUCAGCAUUAUUCAACAUUGACUUAUCAGGCUGACAUUGGCAGCAAACCAACAGGUGCAUCAGUAUUGAUUGAUCAAUUCUCAGCUCCUUAUUGAAUGGGUUUGGGUUUGUGUGUGUUGUUUGUGUUUGAUGGUUAAUCAUAAAAAAUGGCGUUCGUUGUUUCUCCUUCCUGUCUGUUUGCAGGCACCCAGUCAGACAUGUCCGGUUCAACACUAGCUCCCUGGUGACCGCCAACAUCCCAGACGAGAAGUCUUCACGAUGGGGCCUGCAUCACAGACCACGACCUCACAGCCCACCACAG